Molecule: messenger RNA, 2419 nt
Organism: Octopus sinensis (East Asian common octopus)
Lineage: Eukaryota; Metazoa; Mollusca; Cephalopoda; Octopoda; Octopodidae
Product: neuronal acetylcholine receptor subunit alpha-10-like
Exons: 7
Coding region: 572-2053 (493 amino acids)
Biological process (GO): nervous system process; monoatomic ion transmembrane transport; regulation of membrane potential
Cellular component (GO): synapse; membrane; neuron projection
Molecular function (GO): extracellular ligand-gated monoatomic ion channel activity; neurotransmitter receptor activity; transmembrane signaling receptor activity
Source: RefSeq, a predicted model, not a curated record
UACACAUACGAGAGGUUCCCUAUCUUCGUUGCUGAGUCAAACUACUGAUGUCACAGCUGUUUUGGAAAUAGUCUCGGGAGGUGGCCAUUACCAUGAUUUUUAAUUUUUUACAAAUCUGAAAGUUUUCAGUCAAAAUCCUUCUCAAUCCACCUCUCCCCCUCUCACUGUCUUUCUUCCUUCCUUUCUUUCUUUCUCUCUUUCUUUUUUUCAUGCCAAAAAAAUAUAAUAAGCAACAAAUUUCAACAAAAGUAAAACAUCUCAUACAAAAAAAAACAAAAAAAAAACCAAUUCUUUCAAAAACAUUUAUUGUUGUUGUUGCUGUUAUCUGACCACCAAACUGACAAACCUCCAAUGACCAAACACAAUCUAACUGUGACCACCCUGUCUUGUUAUACACAGUUCACUCACACACAAUCACAUAAUCCAACGAGUCAUCAAUGCGUAAACUGAGGGAGAGUCAGCUGCUAUUUUCAAGAGUCGACUGACAUCACAGAGUCCCCUAAUUCUACACUGGAACUGCUUCUAUUCUUAAUAUACCCUUACACCUAUCAGUAUAUCUACAAUUCCGGAUAUGUCUAAGACAAUCAUUAAGGUCCCGCUGUGGUAUUUUUACUAUAUAUUUUGUAUCUUCCUUGGAUCACAAUUUGAAGGACUGGAAGCCAUCACAAAACUUCAAAAAGCUCGCUUAGCACUAAAAAAACACAUCUUCACUAACUACCAAUAUUUUCUCCGGCCUCACUGUGGCAAUUCCCCGGUCAACAUAACCCUAAAUUUGGCACUGAGACAGAUCAUUGAUUUGAAUGAUAGCCUACAAAUCCUUCAUACAAGCAUCUGGAUAAGAAUGCAAUGGAAUGAUUGUAGACUGAGCUGGAAUAAGACCGAUUUUGAAGACAUCGACCAAAUACUUGUGUCUAACAAAGAGGUUUGGAUUCCUGAUAUUGCGCUCUACGAGAAUGUGGAUUAUGUUCUGAAAGGGAUCCUGGAAUAUUACAAUGUCAGAAUAUUUUCCAAUGGGGCUAUGUAUUACCGUUUCCCAUCAGUUGUCAAAAGCUCCUGUAUGCUACAGACCAAGAAUUUCCCUUUCGACAAACAGUUCUGCAAUAUGACCUUUUCAUCGUGGGCAUACUUCCUUAAUGAACUGGACCUUUAUCCAUCAUCAGUAACUGGAGACACGUCGAAUUACGUACAGAACUCAGAGUGGGCUCUCAUCAGUCUUAAAGCAAUCAGAAACGAGGUGAAGCACUCCAGUGGUGUGAGCAGUGAGCUAAUAUAUGUUAUUUCGCUCGAACGGAAACCGUUUUUCCACAUCCUCAGCUUCAUAUUUCCCUGUCUUUUAAUCAGUAGUAUAUCUCUCCUGGGUUUCCUAUUACCACCGAGUUCCGGAGAGAAAGUCUCCAUUGGUGUAACAGUUCUCCUCUCAUUGUCAGUGUUCUUAUUAGUCGUCAACCAAACACUUCCAGCCAAUUCAGACGAGAUUCCUUAUAUAGGUAUCUAUUUCGCUAGUUGUAUGAUGUUGGUCUCCCUGUCGUGUGUGAUGGCUGUAAUAACGGUCAAUAUUCAUUAUAAAAGUAGCAUGGGAACGACUUUCCCUGCUUGGAUGGAGAAAUUACAACAAAGCUGGCUUGGAAACAUAAUUGGUCCGAAAGCAGUUAUGAAGAAUACACCUGAAACUUUGGCCGAAAUUACAAGGACCCAUUCAUCAAGAGUGAACCAGUUUAAUCCCAAGAAAGAAAGUUCCUGUCACAGACGUAAAGGAAUCGAAGGUUUAGCUUACCACAAUAGCUCAUUCGUCAGUGAUGGCGAUCGCAACGACGACGAAAUAUCAAGCAUUGAGAAAAACGAGAAAACAAACAUGAAAGAACAUGACAGCCUGAUUGAAACCCUGGAAUUAUUUCUACAAUAUCUCACUAAACACGACAGUUACAUGGAAAGUACCGUUGGAAACAAAUGGAAGCUCUUUGCCCUGUUCCUGGACAGGACAUUUAUGAUCACUCAUAUUAUAACAUUUAUUCUAACGACGGCGGCCCUAUUGAUUCUUUGUGCAUACUUUUAAAGUAUUUUGCCACUGUUUUAAUAAAUUACAUGUACAUAUAUACAAGCAUAUAUACAUACAAUCGUACAUGCAUAUCACACGCAUAUAUUUACCAAGACACUUGAUGUAUGAGAUCAAAGGACUUCGCAGAGUCAGUGAUAUCGUUGACCUAUACAUAUUAGCAGCACUACUUACCAGAUCCUUAUUUGUUUCAAGAGGACUUAACAGAGAUGACGGAUUAGUCUUCUCAAAAACGUGACACACAACAAAUUCAGGAAAUAAAAAAGGCAUCUCUUUUUUAACUGCAAAUACACAAAUACACUGCUACCACUAAGCCACACCCACAAGAUAAACCAAUAUAUAUAUAUAUGUAAAAGACUUGAAAGA